Molecule: messenger RNA, 882 nt
Organism: Symbiodinium sp. CCMP2592
Lineage: Eukaryota; Dinophyceae; Suessiales; Symbiodiniaceae
Source: the annotation of a GenBank genome assembly
AUGGCAGACGGGACCCCGAACACCGCAAACGUCCCACAAGACCCCAACCACGCGUUAGUUGCAGUCAUGACUUUCUGGGGCAUGGCCAAUGCUUGGUUUCUCAAUAGCUACAAAGACGAGCCCCUCUGGCAAGUACACCUGGAGCAGUCGCAACCGAGCUAUACGCACUCCGCCAUCCUUUCCGGUAUACAAAAGUACCUGGCAUCAGGACAACACGGAAUGCAUGAAGUCAACGACUUCCGAAGCCUCGAAGAGCACGCCUUCAUCACCGUGCUGAAUCACCUGCCAGAAACCAGCGACGCGCAGCACGCAGAAAGUUCGGACAACGCACCAGGAAAGCCCGUUUUCUACGUGCAUCACCGGUCCCUCGAGCAGUUCUUCCGAUUACUCCGAGACACCCUACGGUACAGAAGCCAGCGCAAGCAAGGCAAAAAAAGGCUACCAAACUUGCUGCUCCAUUGCAACAGUCCCAAAAACGUGGCCAAUCUACCAACUCCGCCCGAGCCGUGGAUUCCACUGAAGCACAGCAAACCCAACACCAAAGUAGAAGACAUAUUCAAGCUGCCGCCUCCAAGAGGCACUCGCCACACCAAAUGCAACAUCACGAAAAAGAACGGCAAGUACAUGCUUACCUUCCACGCCGGCCUCUUCGACCAGCCCCAGAUGUUUCGACGAAACUCCUACAAGACACACAACUACGAAGCCGGACUCGUCCUCUGCGUAAAGAACAACUACAAAGGCCGCGUCAGCGUCAUCAGCGCGGUCAGAGACAUACUGCAAAACGUUCCCAUUUGCCUUGCACAUCGACUCAAGAACCACGACGAUGACUUCCUGCUGUGGCUCCUCACGCAGGAAACGCUAUGUCUCGAGCAAAACACGUAA